AACAGUUCUGCGCUGUAAAAGUCGAGAUGAACAAAAUACUGUUGUUCCUCGCGAUCGCUGCGGCGCUGUGCUGCGAUCUUUGGCCAGCAAUGGCAGACGACGUUGGAGACACAACUCCGGAGGGCGAUGGUCAAGUGGGCGUCAGAAAUGAAACCUCUGCACCAAAGGCCUCGAUCCAGGAGGAUAGUGAAAUUCUUCAGAGAGAACUGGAUGUCAGUUCCGACGACCCUGAAGACCAAAAACGGAAUGCAAAGUUCUUUGCAUUCUAUACCUCAAAAACCAAAGCCGUGAUAGUUACAGGGACUGUCUUUGCGCUGUCCACUUGCUUCUCUACCACCAACACGCCUUCUUGUGCCGGAAGAAGGAAGAGAAAUGUCUUCUCGGAUAAAAUGAAUCCAUUCUUAAGUGACGACAACGGCAACGCGAUCAGUAGCAGCUUGGGUGAUCCGGACUUUGAAAUAAACUCAGGGGCAGCGAGACCAACUGGCAAGAAGUUCACGAUUUGGAGCACGUUAUUCUCGACGUACACGGUGAUCACGACCUCGUACUACGCCGGCACAACCGUCACCGUGUCCGCUCUUUGCAACCCGGGCUUCGCUGCCUCCUGCUUCGGUUAACUCGAAGACCUCUCUUCAUCUUCAUUCCGUUCAUAGCAAAGUGUGUAUAGCAAGCCCAAUCGUUGGUUCGAAUCCUGUUCUCUGUUUAAUUAAAUUUAAUUUGUUUGCGACGGAAUAGAGAAAAUAAAAAUUUCCACAUGACAAGUUCAGCCAACAGCCAAGUGAGCAAUAGUCAUAAAAACAUCUUCCGGUAAAUGAUAUUGAAACAUUUAUGAUUAAGGGUUGGUUUCGUUCAAACAACGUCUAAUUAACGUUAUUUCAACGUCAGACGCCCACCAAUGCAGCGCUUAAUUGCCUGCUUUUAUUAGACUUUUCCAAAUUUAGCAUAUGCACAAUCCACUAUGGAAACCUAACGGAUGGAAUGAACAGAGUGAAAUGAACCGGAUUCCGCGCACCGUUAGCAAAUACAGUCUUGAAUUUCAACUUUAUGCUUUGGUAUUUGAGGCAUCCAAUUGGAUGCUUUAUUUUUGAUGUUACAUAGAAUAUCUCUCGAUAAAAUUUGUUUUUCACCCCCCAACGUAUACAAAAAUUAUUAUAGGUACCCUGAGAAGUUGAUAAGCUUUCCGGCUCAGAUAUGUUAACUUGCCCUAGAAUUGAAGGUUUAAUAUAAACAUUGUUAAAAACUUUUCAUGCCGGAGGAAUUAUAACCACAUAGCCGACGCGCAUUUAAUAUACCGUUUGUCGAAAGAAAAUUCAGAAAAAAGAAGGGCAUUCAACGAAUGUUUCACAAUUACUAUUCAGAAGUCCCUUUCUUUCCUUCCUUCCUUCCUAUUAAAUAUUUCUUCAGCCGUUCGUCCAUUGAAUGCCACAUAGGCACGUACGAGAGAACAAUGACAGUUUUACGGAUAGACAUAUCCAUCCAUGUUGUCGGCGGAUUCAGUCCUAUAAGACCAAUUAAUACAGCAAUGCAAAAUCAUAUUAGUGACUUGUAUGCAAUUAUUAGACUAAAUAUGCCCGAAAGUGUAAAUAAAAUAAUUAGCAGGAAGCCCGCAUAUUAGUCUUCUAAAAAGCAAACUAUCAUUAGAUGUCUCAUUCAUAGUCAGGAGCGUGUCUAGUAACAGCAUAGCAGUUAAAAUCAUGACAUUUUAAAGAUUUUCUAGAAGCCAUUUUUCAAGGAGUCAAAGCUUGCAAGUUAUAAUAAACAUAUACGGCAAUCAAACCUAAGCCCCUGUAAAAGAAUCGAAUAUUCUUAAUUUCUACUG
This is a messenger RNA of Hyalella azteca, 1819 nucleotides long. RefSeq lists its product as uncharacterized. NCBI's taxonomy places the organism in Eukaryota, Metazoa, Arthropoda, Malacostraca, Amphipoda, Hyalellidae. The record is from RefSeq and is a predicted model, not a curated record. The transcript has 3 exons. Bases 27 to 617 code for a protein of 196 amino acids.